Prorocentrum cordatum is the source of this 1463-nucleotide messenger RNA. The record is from the annotation of a GenBank genome assembly. Lineage: Eukaryota; Dinophyceae; Prorocentrales; Prorocentraceae.
AUGCUCGCCGUCCGCGGCGAGGGCCUGGGCGACAGCCGCAAGCCUGGCAACAGCCUCAGGAACCAGGGCCGGUUCCACUUUGUGUGCAAGGGCGACGCCGACUGCGCCUCCAAGUUGCAGCCCGCUCUCGAGAAGGCGCUGCAGCAGGAUACUAUCCACGAGCGAGUGUCCGAGAGGAUGAAGAGCGGCUACUACGAGCGGGGUAAGGGCGGUCAGGCCAAGGCGGAGAGGCCGAGCCUGCCGAGCGCCGCGCCGCACCGGCAGGGUGGGCCGCCCCCGCCGGGACCGCCGCCGGGGGCGUGGGGCCCGCCGCCAGGGGCGUGGGGCCCGCCGCCGCCCGACGGCUGGGGCGCGCCACCGCCCGGCUGGGGCGCGCCGCCGCCCGGGUGGCCGCCGCCUCCCGACGGCUGGGGCGCGCCGCCGCCCGGGUGGCCGCCGCCUGCCGACGGCUGGGGCGCGCCGCCGCCCGGGUGGGUGCCGCCCCCGCGGCCGAUGCGCGACUACGCGCCCGACGCCAUAGCCAUGCUGCGCCACCACGGCGUGUUGGACGGGUCCUUCGACGAAGACAUGGUGGCGGACCUGCUGGACGAGACCUUCGGCUGGCAGUCCUUGCUGGACCCCGUGCAGGUGCGCCCCUACAUGGACCGGUUCCUCCACGCGGCCAGCGAGCUGAAGGUCGCGAUCUGUGGCGGCAGGGCCGCGCCAUCACAGUCCCGGGCGUUGCCGGCGGCGGCGCCAACCAACGCGCAGCGGCCCGCGCCGGCGCCGUCAUCGUCCCGGCCGUCCUCCUCGCGGCCGUCUUCGUCGCGGCUUCCCCAGGCAGUGGAGGCGCCAGCGGCGUCGCCGGAGGCCUCCAGGGCGCCGCAGCUCCCAUCGCCGCCCCCCCCGCCGCCGCUGGGCUCCGGUAGAGGAGGCCGCGCCCUGCCGCUCUCCUCGAAGGCCAGGGGCGCGCCGCCGAGCGCGUCGCUGCGCGUGGCCGAGCCCGUCUUCUCCGAGAGGCGUGGCGCGAAGCGCCCCGCGGAGAAGCCGCCGCUGCCGCCGGGCCCGCCGCCAGGCCGUGGGAAGAUCUUCGUGCCCAGUCGGCAAAACGAGGGCGAAGAGGAGGAUGCCAUCGAGGAGGACAGCGUCUUCGUGCCCAGUGACGCCCACUAUCGUGGGGGCGAUGAGGAAGCCGAAGAUGAGACCGUCGAAGAGGCGGGCAACGUCUUCGUGCCAAGUCGUUUUCAGGAAGGCGACUUCGCCCAGGACGACGUUGCGGACUCCGUGCCAACUUACUUGCGAGAAUAUGACGCGGGCUUCACAACAGUCGGAGACGAUGAGCUAUGAGGAAAAAGCGUCGCUACGAUAUUGCUCGCAGUGGGAGGUCGCGCAAAUGUGUCAUUGCUCAUUGACUGUGCCAUGUUUGAAUCGCGUAGCUCAUUCUGCCGACCCAUCUCGCAUCAGUGUUGCCACCUGUUGGUGUG